Messenger RNA from Amaranthus tricolor (Joseph's coat), 1627 nucleotides. RefSeq names its product amino acid transporter AVT1I-like. NCBI's taxonomy places the organism in Eukaryota, Viridiplantae, Streptophyta, Magnoliopsida, Caryophyllales, Amaranthaceae. Gene Ontology annotation, cellular component: plasma membrane. The coding region runs from base 329 to 1576 and encodes 415 amino acids. The transcript is spliced from 3 exons. The record is from RefSeq and is a predicted model, not a curated record.
CGUAACGUCUACUUUAAAUAUCUCUAACUAUACGUCCAAUUAAAGUAUAAAAAUGCCCCACAAAAGGAUAUGCAAAUCUCAUGUGCUAAAUUUGAUGAUAAUGAUUGUACGAGAAGUUCAACAUUGGAAACUAUGUAAGAUGAUGGCUUAGCUUGUUAUAUAUUGUAUACAAAGGAAGUGAGCUUAGUACCAAAAUCAUAGAUCUUAGAAUAAUUUCUUGGGAGGUGCACUUUCUCUCCAUCUUAUCAUCUUACUUACCUUGUAGAAAUUGAGUGAGCUUCUAGUUUCUUGUGAAAUACAACAAGCUAAGUGUUACCAAAUCCCAAUAAUGGAGCAAUUUCCCCUUUUGGAAAGUGAAUUGGAGGCCAACAAGGAUUAUUAUGCAAAUCCUACACAACCCAAAACCUCCUCCACCAAGACUCUUUUUAACGGCCUUAAUGCCCUCUCAGGAGUUGGAAUACUAUCAGUACCAUAUGCUCUGGCUUCGGGUGGCUGGUUAAGCCUCAUUUUAAUCUUCAUAGUGGCAAUAGCAGCAUUCUACACAGGCUUACUCAUAAAGCGUUGCAUGGAAGAUGAUCCCAGGAUUAAAUCAUACCCAGAUAUUGGGGAGCGAGCAUUUGGGAAAAUCGGAAGAACAAUCAUAUCAACAUUUAUGUGCACAGAGCUAUAUUUAGUUGUAACAGGCUUUCUAAUAAUGGAAGGUGAUAAUCUGCACAAUCUAUUUCCAGAACUUUCCUUGGAAGCUUCUGGAAUAAAAAUAGGAGGAAGAGAAAGUUUUGUGUUGAUUGUGGCGUUAAUCAUGCUUCCAACUGUAUAUUUAGAUGAUCUUCGUAGUCUGUCGUAUAUAUCUGCAACAGGUGUGAUAGCUUCGUUUAUAAUAAUAGCAUCAGUUGUACGAGUUGCUACAUUUGAUGGGAUUGGAUUUCAUUACAAAGGAGAGCUUGUUGUUUGGUCUGGGAUUCCUACUGCUGUUAGCUUAUACGGCUUUUGCUAUUGUGCUCAUCCUGUUUUUCCUACCCUAUAUCACUCCAUGGAGAAAAAACAUCACUUCUCUAAGAUAUUAUUUCUAUGUUUCCUACUCUCGACAAUAUGCUACGCUUCUAUGGCAAUCAUCGGCUACCUAAUGUUCGGUUCAAAAGUAAAUUCGCAAAUAACUUUGAAUCUUCCAGCUGACAAACUAAGCUCUAAAAUUGCAAUAUAUACUACUUUGGUCAAUCCACUGUCGAAAUAUGCAUUGAUGUUACAACCAGUUGUAAAUGCUGCAGAAGGUUGGUUUCCAAAACAUCGUAAGAACAGAUACUUCAAAAUAAUCGUACGGACAUUGUUAGUUAUUAGUCAAGUAUUUGUAGCAUUGGUUGUUCCUUUCUUUGGUUAUCUUAUGACACUUGUUGGAGCAUUCUUAAGUCUUAGUGCAUCAAUAACUAUUCCAUGCUUGUGUUAUUUGAAGAUUUUUGGUUUUUCCUUUAAAGGUGAGAUUAUGUUAGUGAUAGGAACCAUAUUGUUAAGUAUUGUUAUUGCAAUGUUUGGUACUUACUCUUCUUUAGUACAAAUUGUAAAUGGAACUAUUGUGAAAUAGUUUUGUAUUUUUGUUUAUUGAGAAUAAAGUUAUGAAACAAUUUGGUAGGUA